Labeo rohita (rohu) is the source of this 3851-nucleotide messenger RNA. It is a transcript of the gene htr1b, whose product is annotated as 5-hydroxytryptamine (serotonin) receptor 1B. Gene Ontology annotation, molecular function: G protein-coupled serotonin receptor activity. Gene Ontology annotation, biological process: vasoconstriction; adenylate cyclase-activating adrenergic receptor signaling pathway; regulation of behavior. Gene Ontology annotation, cellular component: plasma membrane. The record is from RefSeq and is a predicted model, not a curated record. The coding region runs from base 381 to 1535 and encodes 384 amino acids. NCBI's taxonomy places the organism in Eukaryota, Metazoa, Chordata, Actinopteri, Cypriniformes, Cyprinidae. The transcript has a single exon.
CCCUAUAAAAAGCAAGAACCCUGCGACCGCCUAUCAGUGAAACCUAUGAAAAAUUGCCGCUGCUUGCGGGCAAAGUAUCUGCCUUUUAAAGAUGACUCGUUUGUGGACGUGAAGCAAGAGGAGCACGAAAGAAGGAUGCAGGGAUGUUCUCACACAACUUCUGGGAUGCUUUAUAUUGUGCAAUUUUGCAACUGGUAUGCCCGCGGCUGAUUUUUAUUUUUCUUAGAGAGCGAAGUUUGAGAAUUAGAAUGAAGCACAAAGACAUUUUUGCAUGUUGCCAUACGAAAACAUCCACGAACGUUUGUCUGCACCUGAUGCUGGAGCUGACCGAAAUCAUGAAGCGCAGAAAAUACUGCUUUAUUUUCAAAAUAUGAAAACGUAUGUCUGCUGGGAUGGAGCGCAGCGGUCAUUUCAAACCAACACCUGGCCAUUUCGAGGUUUUGAACAGCUCGACCAGCACCAAUGUGACUUUAACGCCUAAAACGGACGAAAAACAAGAAAGUUUCGCGUUCCAAGUCACCUUAGCAUCCGUUCUUGGUCUCAUCACUCUUGCAACGAUAUUAAGCAAUGCGUUUGUCAUCGCCACCAUUUCCCAAUCCAGAAAGCUCCAGACACCGGCGAACUUCUUGAUCGCGUCCCUGGCCGUCACGGACCUUCUGGUGUCUGUGCUCGUGAUGCCCAUUUGCGUGCUUUACACGGUUACUCACGUGUGGACGCUCGGGCAGGUUAUCUGCGACAUCUGGCUGUCCUCAGAUAUUACCUGUUGCACCGCGUCCAUCCUUCACCUCUGCGUAAUCGCCUUGGAUCGAUACUGGGCUAUAACGGACGCGGUCGAGUAUGCCAAGAAACGCACCCAAGCGCGCGCCGCGGGGAUGGUGGCGACCGCCUGGAUCAUCGCCAUCUCCAUCUCCCUGCCGCCUUUCUUCUGGCGACAGGUGAAGGCAGGGGAGCUCACCACCUGCUCGGUCAACACGGACCACAUCUUCUACACCAUCUACUCCACUUUCGGAGCUUUCUACAUCCCCACGCUGCUGCUCAUCGCCCUGUACGGGCGGAUUUACGUGGAGGCGCGGAAGCGCAUUUUGAAGCAGUCGCCCAAAAAAGCGGGGAAAAGACUCACUUCUGCACAUCUGAGCACUAAUUCUCCCGCUUCGGUGGCUUCGACUUCUCCUUUGCAUUGUGGAAGGCAAGACCUGUGCUCGGACAGCGGGUCUCUGGGCAGUGACAAUCAAAUUAGAGUAACUGUGUCCGAUUCACUUCUGGAGAAAAAGAGAAUCUCGGCUGCGCGGGAGAGGAAAGCCACCAAAACCCUGGGCGUUAUUUUAGGAGCCUAUAUUGUGUGCUGGCUGCCGUUUUUCAUCUACACACUGCUGGUUCCCCUUUGUCCAUCCUGCUUUUACGUAGAACUCUUUGACUUUUUCAACUGGCUUGGCUAUAUCAACUCACUAAUCAAUCCAAUAAUAUACACCAUGUCGAAUGACGACUUUAAAAAAGCUUUUCACAAACUCAUCAGCUUUAGAUGUUGCAGACGAUAGUGCAAUAGAUAAAUAAGUAAGGAAUAAUGGUCAGUCAGUCGGUCAAUAUCACUCCACUGUUGAAUGCUCCAUUCUGAUUGGCUGACAGACAUUCUAAGGUGUUGAUUGUUGUUCUGCACCUGCAGGGAUUUGAAGCAGUUCCAGUUCAUUACAACCACAUAUUAUUAUUUCAGGGCUUUUUUUCAGCAUACCAAACAAAUACACGGCCAAUCAGAUAAAAGACAGACAACGGGAUCAAAAUGACAAAUUAUUUAGAUUUUGUCUAAACUAAUUAAUCUAAUAGCCUCGCUGUUUGUAAUUAUGCUGCUGCCUAUUAACAUUGCCGAGAGCUGCAGCAGACGCAGGUAAUCACAGGCGCGCUCCCGCCCUCUUGCUUUUUCUGUCACACACACACAACCUUGGUUACUUCAAUAACUGCUUAGAAACAGCCCAAGGCUUGGUUACUAGUUCAAAAAGCGACACUUUCGAAUUAACAACGAUGGUUUCAAAGAAAGAACAAAUGAAAAAAUUAGUGUUUUAGGAAUGAAAACCUGAAAAAUGUGCUGAGGUAACAGCAGCCAUUGUGUAACUCAAGCAAUUAACAUUCACGUCAUGGCGUAUUAUGUGGGAACAUGUGACUGCACAUCAUACAUGGUUACUUAUCAAAUUAAUAAUAUAUAUAUAUAAUAUCAACAUCAAUUCUUGGCGAAAUGAUGGCCAAUCUUUUUCAUAUCAGUGACGUUAUGUUGACGGAUGGUAAUGACUGUCUGACUGCACAUUAUGUAACAUGACUGCUUAAAAAAAUAAAAACAUCAAUAAAUAAAUGAGUAAGUAAAUGGACAUGAAAUAAUUAUUGAGUUGAUAAUUUAUUAGUUACUAGUAGAGAUGACCAAGAUCAAUCAAAAUCAAAAAUCAAAAUCCCAGACAGCAGUGUAAUAAACUCUGUUAUGUGGGCCUCGUCUGACAUGGUAAGCAUAGGCUACUUUUUCAAAACUGAGCAGAAUGUAUGACUUUGGAUUUCGUAAUAGUGCUAUGACAGCUUGUGGUCAACCAGUCGCUAAUUAAUAAUGCAAAAUUGUGUAAAAAGCUUCAUUGUCUUUAUAAAAUGUGCAAUUAAAUUGCUCUUCUGUGAUCACUGCGUAUAGAUGCUGAUUGAUCCUAAACUUAAUAAAUAAGUUGGGUAAUCCAUUUGCUUGUGCUCACAUCCAGUACAUCUUUCUUCCUGUCUUACGGUGCGAGUAUGUAUAUGUGUCUUACAGCAGUGCAUGCUUAUGCUUGAGUAAUGAAAAGAGACCUUUUCUGAUGAUAAGUUCUUGAACCUAAAUCUAUUGCUGUGGCUCUCCAUGUCCAAGCUCCCAAAAAUGUGGGUGUUUUGAUGAGAAGUCCUUGUUUGAGAACAAGAGUUCAAGUGCCUCAGAGUUAAACUGACCAAUCUGAGGCCCUAAAUAUUUAGAUGUGAAUUGAUACCUACUUCUAACCCAAACUGUGCUCUAUACACUCAUAAGUCAUAUUAUCUGUCACUUGGCAGUAUGAGAGAUCACUGAGUAACUGAGAAUGACACGUCUACCGCAGGAGGUGAGUAAUACGUCAAGAAGACGCACCAGAAAAGGGCUGAGGGGGAGAUAUCGACCUAUCAAGCCCAUAUGGAGGUGACAGGGAAGGAUCACCGCAAAGCCGCAGCGUAGCGCGAAAAGGCACCUUUGAUAUUUCCCACAAUUCUGCUUUUCAACAAUGAGCCUGUUUCCUUCAACCCUGUCUUUCCAUGUGUAGUCAUGGUGGAUAUUGAUUUAGUUAUCACGCCUCAAAACCUCCUACAGCAGCCAGUGAAACUGGGGACAUUUUUAAGCAGGGGGCCAACGGACUAGAAACUGACAUGAAAAUCAUCAUGAAAAUGAAAAUCAUGCUGGUAUUUUUGCUUUUUGGACAUCCACAGCACAGAUGCUUUUAAUGGCUACGAAUCUGAUGUGAAGUGAGUUUUAAAGACCUAAUUUUAUACUAUUACAGCUUGAAUGCUUAACGCCAUGCAAACACCCGCAAUAAGUGUAAGCUGUCCUGUCAGAACCGCUUAACAGUGAAUCACAAAUUAGCUCUCAGAAAGCAACGGUGCUGGGAAAGCAACCAACAUGAUGGCAUAAAUGUGUUUUUUUCCUAACCGUAUUGGUCUUUUUGGAGUAUGCUGAUUAAAAUGUCUUUUAUCAUGAGUAGUAUUAGUACAAAAUGAUUCGGACAGGCUCGGAGGAGCUGUUAAUGAUUUGUUUGUGGGUUUAAUUAAUUUGAAUUUAAUCUCUUGUCUUUGCCAUUUAUCUUUUCUUCUAAACCCAUUAAAAGUAAAAGAGA